AUGGACUGUGUGAUGUCUUCCCAAAAUGCAUUUAUAGUCGAUAGAAUACUGCAGGCUGUUAGAACAUCUGCUAUGCUAAUCGACACCACAAACGAAGUAGCCUUCCAGCUAAUUGCAGCUGAUAAAACACUCAUACUGAACCUCACCCUGGAAAAGGCUUUUUUCACCAGCCUAAGCUUGAAGAACAGACUCGCACUGAUCCCAAGGCAAAAGUUCUAUAUCAAAAAGAUGAAGCUGUUGAGAAUAACUACCAACGAGUAUGUCAUGGUAUUUGAGUAUGUGUUUGACAAGUAUGUUUUAAGGAGAAGGGUGUUCUACAACCAAUCGCAGCCCUUUGCAAUUGACUUCAAGAUAGACCUUUCUGGAGAGAUUAACCCAAACGUCCUGCGGUUGGCCCUUAAAGAGAUUGGCGAGGAGAUUGUCACCCUAAGGGUUGCCAAGGAUGUUGGGGAAAUUCGCGGUGAAGAAACCAGAAUGAGAUUUGCAGUGGAGCUCCACGGAGAAUUUUCGGUGGAUGUUAUUGGUGGAAACCUGAGGAGCAUAUUCGAAGUUUCCGAUUUGUUUAUCCGGAUGGGGAUAAGCUAUGGGUCCUCCAACCUAUCGAUUAACUUCGUCUUUGUGGGGAGUGGAACCAAGGCCUCUUUCUUUGUAGCCAUCAAUCGUAGGGCCAACCCAUAA
This is a messenger RNA of Encephalitozoon cuniculi GB-M1, 678 nucleotides long. RefSeq lists its product as uncharacterized. The coding region runs from base 1 to 678 and encodes 225 amino acids. The transcript has a single exon. Lineage: Eukaryota; Fungi; Microsporidia; Unikaryonidae. The record is from RefSeq and is marked provisional.